CCAGAAUCAUCACCAGCAAGAGGCAGGUUAUCAACGGCUAUAGUAAACAUAGCGACAAACAGUGGCCAUGUGCGUGCGGCUAGGGCCUUACUCGAUAGCGGAUCCCAGUUGAAUCUAUUGAGCCAGCGGCUAUGUCGUGAGCUGAAACUGCCAGCGCGGCCGUGCAGCAUUAGGUUGACGGGAAUUGGUCAGUGCGAGGUAGGGGGUAGCGCAACGGUAACGGCAAUCGUGAGUUCCAGGAACAGCAACUAUUCAAGAGUGAUGGACUUUGUAGUGUUGGAGCACAUUACUAGUGCUAUUCUUCCAAUGCAACCGCUUGCAUUGAAAGAGCUUCCUGGUAAUUUGGUGGCGGCCGAUCCGGACAUGGAGGAUGGUGGUGAAGUUGAUGUGUUGCUGGGGUCCGAAUUCUUCUUUGAAUUUUUGGGUUUGGAUGGCGGCCGGCAGCAAAUUAUAAAAGACAACGAUGGCAGUCCACUGUUCCUGAAUACUGUUUUCGGCUGGAUUGUUACUGGUACCAAGAAGCAGAUAACAGGCGACGCUGUAACGUUUUGUUCUCAAGCCAGCUUAGAGAAACAAAUCGAAAGGUUUUGGAGCUGCGAGGAAAUCCAUACCGCAUCGAAGCUGACGCAAGAAGAAAGGGAUUGUGAGCAACAUUUCCAGCAAUUCCACUAUCGUGAAAAAGGGGGUCGAUAUGUUGUGCAGUUGCCGUUCAAGAUGGGAGGAUUGCAAAUGAUAGGCGACUCAAAACAAGCAGCAUUAAGCCGUUUCUCGCAACUUGAACGAAGGUUCAAAAGAGAUGAAAAUCUGAGAAGUGAGUAUGCAAAGGUUGUAAAGGAGUACAUAUCUCUGGGAUUUCUUGCAGAGGUUCAGGACAGGAAGGAUGAACGCUCGUUUUAUCUACCACAUCACCCCGUCAUAAAGAUGUCCAGUACAAGUACCAAAGUGAGGCCAGUGUUCGAUGGUUCAGCUAAAUCGACGUCCGGGAUUUCCCUGAAUGAUUGCCUCAUGGUUGGUGCUGUUGUGCAAGACCCGCUAUUCGAUUUGAUAUUGAGGUUUCGUGUGAAUUCAAUAGCACUUGUAGCCGACAUCGAAAAGAUGUACCUUCAAGUAAAGGUGCAUCAGGAACACACGCCAUAUCAGCGAAUUCUGUGGCGAUUCUCAGAAGAAGAACCUAUAAGAGUAUACGAAUUGCAACGAGUUACGUUUGGACUUGGUCCUUCAUCAUUUCUUGCAACAAGAGUACUACAGCAAUUGGCUGAAGAUGAAGGUGAAUUGCUGCCUCUCGGAAAGCGGGCUCUGCUUGAAGACUUUUAUGUGGACGAUUUUAUAGGAGGUGCUAACGAUGAAGAUCAAGCAUCGCUGCUUGUACAAGAACUGCGUUUGUUACUCCAGAAGGGAGGAUUCGUCUUAAAGAAAUGGAUUUCGAAUCGGCCACGUGUCCUGAGUGCGUUACCUUCCAGCGAAAAGGCUGUUUUAGAUUCCAUAGAUUUGGGAGCAGAAAACCAGUUUAAGGCGUUGGGCGUUUGUUGGAGCCCAGCAACGGACGAGCUUAGUAUUGCAGUAAAAGGAAUUGUGUCAUCGAAUGAGAUGUUUACCAAGCGGAAAAUAUAUUCGUUGAUUGCGCAGCUGUUUGAUCCGCUCGGAAUAAUCGGACCGAUUAUAGUGUGGGCAAAAAUAAGAAUGCAGCACCUAUGGAUAGCUAAAAACGAUUGGGAUGAUCCUGUAACGGAAGAAGUCAACAGAACGUGGAGCCAAUUUAGAGAGCAAUUGUAUCUGCUAACCAGCAUUAAGACAGCUAUUCAAGAAAACGUCUGUAAGAAAGGAAUAACGUGGCACUUUAUUCCACCAAGAGCUCCUAACUUCGGCGGCCUCUGGGAGGCUGCUGUUAAAUCAGCGAAGAGGACCCUGUUUAAAGUGUUGGGAUGCAGACAACUGACUUUUCAAGAAAUGGCUACUGUGUUGGUCCAGAUCGAGGCUCAAAUGAACUCACGUCCCUUAACGCCAUUGUCUGAUGACCCUGAAGAGCUGGAUGUCCUUACGCCGGGUCAUUUCCUGAUCGGCCAACCCAUACUGGCGUUACCCGAUGUGGACCGUUGUGAGGUGCCUUCGAACCGUUUAACGGGAUACGAACAGCUGCAGCAGUUGGUCCAGCAUCACUGGCGGAGGUGGCGCACCGAAUACUUGUCGGAACUCCAUAAUGAAUCACAGCAUGUACCCCGGGUUGAACGUUUAAAAAUUGGGCAAAUGGUCAUUUUGAAGGAACAAGACAAGCUAAGCAAUGAAUGGUAUCUAGGCAGGAUUGUGGGUGUACAUCCUGGUAAGGAUGACGUGGUUAGAGUAGUAUCGAUCAAAACCGCCAAAGGAAUCUACAAGAGACCUUCCUCCAAAAUCUGUUUAUUGCCAUUCGAGAAAGAAUUAUGAUGUAAAUAAUUGCUUUGAAAUUAACUUCACGAAUUUGAUUAGGAUUGUUUUGCUAAGGAGUCGUUAAUUAAAAAGAUAGAUUUUUAAGGCGGCCGGUAUGUUUGGAUUUUUUUGGUACGGACUAGGCGUUAUAGAAUUAGAAUUCUGCGAAAAAUAAUAGCGGUUUGCGAAGCAGGUACGAGGCUUGCGGCAACGUACGAAAUCAGUUGCACAGUAGAUACGAGGCUUGCGGCAACGUACGAAUUCAGUUGCAACGCAGAAGCGAGUCGAACAGGACGUCGAAGAGUGAAAUAAAAUAAAACAAGUUGCACAACGUAGGGGCUCUGUUGUUCUCACCUAUUAUUUUACAAACACA
Messenger RNA from Anopheles funestus (African malaria mosquito), 2776 nucleotides. RefSeq lists its product as uncharacterized. The coding region runs from base 262 to 2421 and encodes 719 amino acids. The transcript has 2 exons. Gene Ontology annotation, molecular function: nucleic acid binding. The record is from RefSeq and is a predicted model, not a curated record. Lineage: Eukaryota; Metazoa; Arthropoda; Insecta; Diptera; Culicidae.